CUGGAUCUGUCCCACAACGCCAUUGCCAGCGUCGAGAGCGGGGCUUUCCGGGGCCUGGCAGAGCACCUGCACUCUCUGGACUUGUCUUCCAACAGGUUGGUGUCGGUCAGCAAAGACGCCUUCAUCAACCUGAAGGCCAAGGUCAACCUCUCCAACAACCCCUGGCUGUGUGACUGUCGGCUGCAGGAGCUGAUCCGCACGGUGGACCUGGCGGCCGGCUCCUCGGGCGGCAUCGUGUGCGACUCCUCCGCGCAGGAGGAGCACGUCGGCAAAGCUUUCCUGCAGGUGAUCGCCAACACGGACUUCUGCAACGUGUACAAAAAGACCACGGACAUCGCCAUGCUGGUCACCAUGUUCGGCUGGUUCGCCAUGGUGAUCUCCUACCUGGUCUACUACGUGCGGCAGAACCAGGAGGACGCCCGGCGGCACCUGGAGUAUCUCAAGUCCCUGCCCAGCAAGCAGCGGAGGUCGGAGGAGUCAUCCACCAUCAGCACCGUGGUGUGA
Tauraco erythrolophus (red-crested turaco) is the source of this 504-nucleotide messenger RNA. RefSeq names its product leucine rich repeat containing 3C (gene LRRC3C). Lineage: Eukaryota; Metazoa; Chordata; Aves; Musophagiformes; Musophagidae. Gene Ontology annotation, cellular component: plasma membrane. The record is from RefSeq and is a predicted model, not a curated record. Gene Ontology annotation, molecular function: protein binding.